GGAAAAUAUACUAUUUGAAUAGGAGAGAGCCAUUAGUAUUGCACAGAGCCUUGUUUGCAGUCUCUUUUCUCAAGGGUAUAGCCAGCUUAUUUUCGUGAAAUUUUGAAUCGUUUUGAGCAGGAGGAAUUCAGUAGCACUAGUAUCGUGUUCUUGGUUGCCGUGUAAAGACCGGUGGGAAUUCUCGUCACCGAAUAAAGCCUUGUCUGUUGUUCUGAUAACUGGAUUAUAUUUGGAUUAAAAGUUGGAUUAAUGAUCUGGAUAUUUGAGCAGAUAUGUCUGCGAAACAUGAAGUGCUCUUUUCGUGUAAUUUCGAAACGACUGCCUGUGUGAACAGCAUCAAACAAGAGAAACAGAAUGACGAGAUCGAUUUCAAGAUCAGGGCUGGGUGGGAUGGAGAGUGGUCAACAGGGCCCGAGACUGAUCACACGUUCAAGAAUAGCACAGGCAAUUACUUCUUCAUCGACGCCAACGCCGACGGCGUCCAGAUGGGCGAUCGCGCCGUCAUCCACCUCCUCGAGGAGGGGCAGCGGUUCCGAGAGGGCACGGCCGUGCUCUCCCUCGCCUUCCACAUGCUCGACAACUACGGGCCCCGCAACCAGAUGGGCACGCUCAACGUCUACACCGACUGCGGAGGGGUGAGGAACGUGACGUGGUCCGUCGACGGCGACCAGGGAAUGAAUUGGCACAAAGUCAGCAUUGGUCUGGAGUGCGAUCAGGAACCAGUUCAGAUUUCCAUCGAGGCCGUCCGGAAUGGUGUACUGAGCGAUAUUGCUAUAGAUGAUGUACAACUCAUUGAUAUAUUCGAGGGUGAUCCCCUUCCCCCGGCAACUCACAGCACCUCUAAAGGUCCCAGCUCAUCUGGAAGCACGCCCCCACCGUCCAGCGGCAUGUCAGGAUCAACUCACCUCACAAACCCCGGGAUGGGGGGCACGUCUGGGCGCACUCCCAUGCCUGGAGGAUCAGGGACCAUCACUCCUCCGAUCGGGAAUGGCCCGAACGACGGGCUUGGUCUUGACAUCAUCGUCCCUAUCGCAGCAGCAGCCCUGGUCGCACUCAUCCUCAUCAUCAUCCUCGUCAUCGUCCUCAUCAUUCAUAGGCAGAGGAAAUCUAGCAAAGGCGGCGGAGAAACAUUGGAACCCCCUUCACAGCUAUACGAGAACAACAUCUUUGCGGAUGCCUCACCCGACCGGAAGUACGAGUCCCUUCAAGGCCCUCUGUCCAACUCUGAUCGCAUCUACGAGGAACUCAACCACAAGAAAUCCACCUUGGAGAUGCGACCGAAAGGCAAUCCUGCAACGCGGGUUCCUCACCCAGCAAACAGGAUGAACGGCUACCUGCCGCCGGCCAUGCGGCGGAGCAUGCCGGAGCUGGGGGAUAACUUCUACGAUCGGAUCAACGAUCGGGUGAAUGAGCGACCGGUUGAGCGCGUCGUCCCCGUGGAAUCGGCGACGCUGAACAACAACAACGUAUCAAGGGCGGAUAAUAGCCAAAACAGUUACAUUGACAGGAGUCAGACCUACCAUCCUGGCGUGAGGGGGAGCUACCCCGAAGAUCAUCCCUAUUUUACGCUGAUGCCUGACGUGGUGUCAUCGACAGCAUUUCAGGAUGAUCGAAUCCUCUUCUCCAUUCCACCGCCGCCGUCUUCCACCCCACCCCCACUGCCACCGCCCCCUCGCGAUUACGACUACGGCCGACCGCUUGCCUCGGGAAUGAUCGAAGAAGAGGAGGUCAACGAAUACCACGAUGUCCUCGACGUGGACAAGCGACGCCCGUUGUCGAUCAACUCCGAUUUCGAUGACGACGACGCGCUGGGUCGGCAUCGUCUAGCAAUGGAUAUGGUGGCCGAUAGGGGUUUUGAUAUGGGGAGUGACUUGAGGCUGAGCCGAGACACGGACAUCAGCGGUAGGAUGGAUCUCGACUUUGAUAUGGAUGUUGACAUGCGGAUGUCCGCCGACGGCGAGGCCGACAUCCAUAAUAUGGACACGCUGGAGUUGCCGCGUGCCGCUGGCGGUUACGACCGUGGCCGUGACCGGCGAAGUCGAGAUAUGGAAAUCGAGAGAAACCUCGACCACCCUCAUCCGCAUCCCUCCCACCACCUUCAUCAGCGGUACGGGGGAAGCCUCGGUAGCAUAGAUAGAAGGCGGAACGUCGUCGCCGACAACGACGUCGAGCAAGAACUGAAAGAGUAUGAACAGCAUCCCUCCCCUUACCACCACAUAGAAGAGGAUCCACAGGGCCACAUACGAAUGGUUAAUCUCAACUACUCACCAUCCGUUGUUCAUGUAUAACAUACAACACAUUCACGUUAUGCCUCAGAUCUGUUUUUUUUAAUUUCGAUAAGACAACGAUGUGCUUAUGUACAGUUUCUUUCAGCUGCCAAUACAAUUAGCUUCUUGUCCGUUCAAAUGAUUUUCUCUGCAUGCUCCAAACUUUUAAAUAAGUACUAGCCUAAGGGGCCUGUCAGAGAAGAAAGUCCAAAUCCACGAAGACAAGAAGAUUCUAUCGUAUGCAGCCUGUGUUAAGAGAAAGCUCUAUCGUGUGGCGCCACAACAGAGGUAGUCCGAGACCGCCUAGGAGACUGGAAAUUGCAAAGGAUAUUGUAUAAAUAGUACGCAACUACUUUUUUGAUACAUAGAUAUUCAUGAACAUAUUUUCAUUACAUAUAUAAAUGAAUUAUAAAAGAAUAUAUUGUAUAGUUAUGUGAACAAAUAUUCAUAAUUUGCUCAAGUGUUAUGUUAUGAUGCUCCUUGAGUAAUUUAUUCAAUUGUGAGAGCAAUAUACUCGUACUCAGAUGUACAAGGUCAUGUCACUGAAAAGUAAGAGUACAAGUCACUCUUUUCAAGGAGUGAAUGUAACUCGAUUUUGAUUGACUUAUAGGACUGAACGGUAAAAUUUUACUCAAUGUGAGUGGCUUGCGGCUAAAACUUGACGUUGCACUAUAUAAAAUUGUUAAAUCGACUCCAAAUUCACUCGUUUUUAUUCAUAAAAGAGUAAUUUGCUCACUCCUUUUUCAGAGAGUAGUGAGCUUCUGUAGCAUAAGUUUAAGCACGCGCACAAGACCUGUAAACGCAUCGAUAUAUUGAAAAUCACUAUUUGUUAUCAAGAUGUUUUUGUGAAUCCAGUUGCGUAUCUUGAUGAAGUUUAACGCAAGAAGACUUGCCCCUCAUUGUCUUGCCUGACUUACGCCAAGAAUGAUAGAUUGUAAUUCUCGCUUUUAAAUUCUUUCCGAGCAAUGUACAUUAUUUCACUUUACUAAUUCGUUUCGUUUUACUGUAUAGUUUUGUUCUGUUAGCUUGUUCGAUUCAAAGUUAGUUUCCGUCAGUGCAAAAUCAAAGAAUGAUCGAAACACAUGCAGUGAUAAUAAUAAUGGAAAGAUAAUUGAUUCAUUGUUUUUUGGUGAAGAAGGAUGGAGAGGUAUUUUCUUUUAUCUGAUUUGAAUCUUCCACAUAUACUUUCCAAUGUAGUAUAUUUUCAAAAGUAAUGAGUUGAAAAAGAUAAAUUUCUUUAUCGACGGUUUGCCCAGGAAAGUUACAUUAUAUGAUGUUCCCUGUUGUUAAUCAGGGCGAUUCCAUGCUAGAAAAAUCAACCAUUUUCACAAAAUAUUUCAACCUGCUGUCCAACUAAAUGAGAAAGGUCAAUUUGUAUUGUGGUAAUAAUAAAGUACUAUGUCGUCUAUGGGUGAAUUGUAGAGGUGAAAAUGUUGCGUGUCGUACGGGACAUUUCUGACUCCCGUACGACACACAACAUUUUCGCCUUUAAUUCACCCAUAAUAAAACAUUUUACAUUGGUUAUCAGUUUUCCACUGUAACUUCAUCAUUGACAAAAAAGAGAAAAUUUUACUGCUCAAGCAUCCAGCUAAGAGAUAAGAUAUUGUUUUCAAAAUGUCCCGUACUACACGUAUGGAGUCGCCCAUCAACGGAUAGAAAUAAAGUUUCAACUCUAAUUGUUUAGUUUUUCAUUUCUACGAUUGUUUCCCAGAAAUUCAGGUUGAAAAUUCAGGACCAACAAAUUUCCAAUGAUUGCAUAAAAGAAACUGUUGGAAAUAACAAAGUACAGAAGAUAACUUCUAAUCAAUGAUUAAAGGAAAAGGACAUGUUAUCUACAGUACUUUAUUUAUGUUCAGGAAAUUUUUGCAUCCAUUUUUACAUGUUGUCAUGUAAAAUAAUGAAUCACACUUACUUUUUUAAAAUAAUUUUUUACGUGCUAUAUAAAAAAAAUGAAAAAGAUAUUUGCUGCAGAUUAAAUAAGACAGAAUAAUUUUGCACCAAUAUUAGCAACUUUUAGGGCUUUGAAAAAAAUUGUUUUUCAAUUAAAAGUACAUGAGCCUCGAAGCCUCGUUUUGUAAUUACAUCUUAUGAUUCACUACUUUCAAAUAUAUGGGUUCGAAGUGUCCAUAAAUAUUCAUGUGAAAACCAAAGGCGUAUAUUGUGUAGAUAUAAGUUACCAAUGAUAAUUAUUAUAUACAUCUCAUAAGAUUUACUUUGUAUUAUGUUCUUUUCAAAUAAUGUUUUUGAUGUAUAUUAUGUGUUCAAAAUGUUCAUUUAUGGUUAAUGGCAACUAAUUUGGCAAGUGCUGGGGCCAACAGAAAAAUUAAAAGUUGUACAGCUAUUUUCCAAGUAUAAUGUGAAAAGAGGUACUAAACUAAUUUUAAUUAUUAAUGAUUUGAGCCAUUAUACAAUAAAGAAUGGCGUUAGGUGUUAUGUGCAUUUUCAAAGGAUUUUAUUGACGUUUAACUCAAUUGGUUAAUUUAAAAUAAAAUCAGGCCAGGGAAUGGUCAGUCCUUGAUCAGAAAUAACAUUGCUAUUCUUCAGUUUGCAUAAAUCUUAUUUUAAAUUACAACGAGCUGAUAUCAAUUUUAUGUACAUCACAAAAUGAAAACCUAACGCAAGUUUUGGAUUUUAAAUUUUGAAACCUAACUUUGGGUAAUCUUAGAGUGUCAUGCACGUUGAUUCCAGAAACAAUGGAAGAGUCAAUUUCAGGAUUAUUGCUCAAAUCAUUAAUACGAGGAGGGGGAUCAAUACCAAAUGGUCUUUGAGAAUUAAAGAAAAAUAAUCCAAAAUAU
This is a messenger RNA of Lytechinus variegatus (green sea urchin), 5062 nucleotides long. RefSeq lists its product as uncharacterized. The transcript is spliced from 7 exons. The coding region runs from base 273 to 2288 and encodes 671 amino acids. The record is from RefSeq and is a predicted model, not a curated record. Lineage: Eukaryota; Metazoa; Echinodermata; Echinoidea; Temnopleuroida; Toxopneustidae. Gene Ontology annotation, cellular component: membrane.